Molecule: messenger RNA, 705 nt
Organism: Onychostruthus taczanowskii (white-rumped snowfinch)
Lineage: Eukaryota; Metazoa; Chordata; Aves; Passeriformes; Passeridae
Exons: 4
Coding region: 8-673 (221 amino acids)
Source: RefSeq, a predicted model, not a curated record
GCGGCCAAUGGGCGUGCUCGGCGGGAUGCGGCGGAACGUGGAGGUGAAGGCGCGGCUGAGGGCGCGGGAGGAAGCGCUGAGGGCGGCCCUCAGGCUGCGGGGGCCGGGCCCGGAGUGCCCGGUGUGCCCCGGGGCCGGGCCGGGCACAGGUGAGGGGCAGGAGCCGCCCCAGGUGUGCCCCGGGGCCGGGCAGCUGCUGCUCCAGACCGACACGUUCUUCCGGGUGCCGCGGGGGCGGCUCAAGCUGCGCCGGACACAGGAUGGCAGUGGGGAGCUGAUUUUCUACGAGCGCCCCGACAGCGCCGGCCCCAAACUGUCCAGGUUCAGCAUCACCCCCACGGCCGACCCCGAGGGGCUGCAGGCGGUGCUGUCCCAGUCCCUGGGCGUGCUGGGCACGGUGAGGAAGGAGCGGCUCCUGCUCCUGCUGGGCCAGACCCGGCUGCACCUGGACCGGGUGCAGGGCCUGGGCGACUUCCUGGAGCUGGAGGUGGUGCUGGGGCCGGAGCAGAGCGAGGAGGACGGGCGGCGCCGGGCGCGGGAGCUGCUGCGGGAGCUGGGGGUCGGGGAGCACGACCUCAUCUCUGGGGCCUACCUGGACCUGCUGCUGGCACAGGGGGACAGCGGGGACACCCCCCCGUGCCACCCCCCGGCUGGGCAGGGACAGCAGGGCUGAGGGCACGGGGACCUGGUGGCUGUGCCCACCCC